UUCCCCGAGUCGAAUCAAGUACAUGGGUAUCAACUUUGUUGAAACAUGAAUAUCGUGGGUUAAUAUUAUACGUCAAUUUUAGAAAAUACAUACAUAAAAUAUUUAAUUUUACGGAGAGACCAUAGAUUCACGUGCCCUAUAUUUUUGCCUAUAAAUCCGCCCCUAAAUUCCGAUAGAUUACGAACUACUCCAUUGAAUAUCAAUCGGUGCCUAAAGCGUGAACAAUUCAUCGGCAGUGUGAAAGAGGAGUGGUUUGAGAAAAUGGAAGAGGCUCUUCUGCCGUUGAAUGAUGUGAUGAGCAAAAGGGUGGUGUUUAAAGAAGAGGUGAAAGAAGUGAGUCGCAUAGCAAUUCCUAUGAUAGUUGGGACGAUGUGCCAAUACCUCUUACGCUAUGCACCAAUGCUUAUGUUGGGUCACUUAAGUGAACUAUCCCUCUCUAGUGCCUCUAUCGCCACAUCUUAUUGCACUGUUACUGGCUUUGCUAUUCUUUUUGGAAUGGCAAGUGGACUAGAAACUUUAUGUGGACAGGCCUAUGGAGCAAAGCAGUAUCAGAAAGUUGGCACUAUUACUUAUGCUGCUGUCAUAUUUCUUUUAUUCUUUUGUUUGCCAAUAUCUCUUGUGUGGAUCUACACUGAAAAUUUGCUUUUAUGGAUUGGCCAAGACCCAUCAAUCUCUGUUGAAGCUGGAAAAUAUUCAAUUUGGCUCAUACCAACUCUCUUUCCCUAUGCUAUUCUUCAGUCAUUGUUUUGCUAUUUCCAGGCUCAAAGCUUGAUCCUUCCACUCUUAUGGACCUCAGUCGUCUCUCUAUGUUUUAACAUACCUCUCAGUUGGGCUUUCAUAUUUAAAUUUAAUUUUGGGACCAUUGGUGCAGCAAUAGCAAUCGGUUUAUCAUAUUGGUUGAACGUCAUCUUGCUUGUGAUUUAUUUGAAGUUUUCGUCAACCUGUCAAAAGACACGUCCUUUUUUCUCAAAGGAUGUUUUUCUUGUUAUGCCAGAGUUCAUCCGAUCUGCUUUUCCAUCUGCUGGAAUGGUUGGUUUGAGAUGGUGGGCAGUUGAGAUAAUUACAUUACUCGGUGGAUUGUUGCCAAAUCCACAACUAGAGACUUCUGUUCUAUCUAUUUGCCUUACAACCUCUUCAAUACACUUCAACUUACCCUUUUCUUUCGGUGCUGCUGCAAGCAUUCGAAUUUCAAACGAGUUAGGAGCUGGGAAUCCAAAAGCAGCAAGAGUUUCUAUAUAUGCAGUCUUCACUCUAGCAGCUGCAGAGUUUCUUCUGGCAAGUGGAAUUCUGUUCUCCUUGCGUAAUGUAUGGGGAUAUGCUUUCACACAUGAACAAGAAGUCGUCGAUCUUAUCACAGAAAUUACUCCUCUUCUCUGCCUCUCCAUCAUCGUUUAUAGUACAGUUACUGUAUUAUCAGGAGUAGCAAGAGGAAGUGGAUGGCAACAUAUAGGGGCCUAUAUUACUUUAGGAUCAUAUUACUUGGUCGGAAUUCCUGCCUCUUUACUCAUGGGAUUUGUUUGGAAUUGGAAAGCAAAGGGCCUUUGGUGUGGAUUAUUGAUGGGGUCAACAGUGCAAGCUAUUCUGCUCUGUAUUAUUACUGGUCUCACAGAUUGGGAAAAACUGGCCAAGGAAGCAAGAGAAAGAUUGUUUGAUAGGAAGAUUUCAUGCAACAAAUGACUCAAACGAAUGUAUGAGUACACAAUGAUGAUCUUCACUUCGAAAGCAUAAAAGGAUAGCUUAAUUUGGCUAGAUUUUUUUCCUAGCAUAUGUCUCUACUUGAGCAGUGACAUACGAACAUUUUGUACUCUUAAGAUAUAUGAGUAUUUGAAGCGUCCUCGUACCUUCAAAUCACCAAGGUAGCACAAGACGCUUUCAAUUCAAGAAAGUAAAUCCAUACAUUUUUCCUUUAAUGAAUGCAAUUAGUUAAUUAGGAGUAGUUGAUUAGAUUGAAGACAUACUUGUAGAGGUGGGUUCUCUUCUCCUGUGCGUGCGCGCGUGUUUUGAACUAUGCUUGUAGAGCUAUGACAAUUAAAGUCGACAUUGUCUGCUACAACUAUUUAUCCUAAUUCUGCAACUAUGUUGUUGUUGUUGUAGUAGUAGUAGUUUCAAGUGUGUUUUCUCUUUAACUAAUUGGUAGAGAGAAGAAAUGAGACCCAGUUCUACACGCCAAUGAAAUAUGAACAACAUGAAAACUUUAAUUUUCCUA
Molecule: messenger RNA, 2206 nt
Organism: Nicotiana attenuata
Lineage: Eukaryota; Viridiplantae; Streptophyta; Magnoliopsida; Solanales; Solanaceae
Product: protein DETOXIFICATION 14-like
Exons: 7
Coding region: 262-1677 (471 amino acids)
Biological process (GO): xenobiotic detoxification by transmembrane export across the plasma membrane
Cellular component (GO): membrane
Molecular function (GO): antiporter activity; xenobiotic transmembrane transporter activity
Source: RefSeq, a predicted model, not a curated record